AUGGUUCUAUUUACUCUACGAAGAGCCAUGUCAUAUACAACACAAAUACUAAAAGUCAAACCUGAAAGCAUAAAGUUUGUCAGUGAUAAACCUCAAAUCUCUGACAAUGAAACCUUGACGAAUUUACAAAUUGCUGCCAAAGAACUAACAACUACACAUAACGCAAUAGGGUUCCCAACAGAAACGGUUUAUGGACUUGCAGGGUCUGCAUUAUCUGACGAAUCAGUCAGAUCCAUAUACAAAGCCAAAAAUAGACCAGCAGAUAACCCUUUGAUUGUACAUAUAUCAUCGAUUGAACAAUUGAAACGCAAGUUGAUCAAUUAUGAAAUACCACAAAUCUACCUUAAUUUGAUUUCCCAUUUUUGGCCCGGUCCGUUAACCAUUCUCUUGCCAAUAACCAAAGACAGCCCCAUAUCGAAAUUGGUAACUGCCAACCAGAAUACAUUUGCUGUGAGAAUGCCAAAUCACCCAGUUGCCCGAGCAUUGAUUGCAAUGAGCGAUACACCAAUUGCUGCCCCUUCCGCCAAUGCAUCAACUAGACCCAGUCCAACAUUGGCUGAACACGUCUAUCAUGAUUUAAACGGUAAGAUACCUUUAAUAUUGGAUGGUGGAGCAUGUGAUGUAGGUGUUGAAAGUACAGUUAUUGACGGGUUAGUUGACCCACCAAUGCUAUUACGGCCAGGGGGAGUUUCAUUAGAGGAUAUUAAACGUGUUGGGGGGAAACCAUGGGAACAUAUUAUUGUGGCGAAAAAGACAGCAGGGAAAUUAGAACCAGUAAAGACACCAGGAAUGAAAUAUCGACAUUAUUCGCCAACGGCAAAAGUGGUGCUAUUUGUCAAUUGUGGGGACGGUAUAAAUGCUAUUGAAAGUUAUUUGACCAACAAUAAGCUUGAUGCUAGUGCCACCAAGAUAGCGUUAUUGAAAUCCAAACACUUUAGUGAGGACCACCCAGACUUUGUUAUCAAAAGACUAGGAACUACGGGGAAUGAGAUAUCUCAUAAUUUGUUUAAAUACUUGAGAGAAGUGGACGAAGAAGACAAGGUGGAAUUGAUCUUUGUCGAAGGAAUAGAUGAAACAAAUGAAGGAUUAGCAGUCAUGAACCGCUUAAGCAAAGCUGCAAUGGAAGUAGUUAAUGGAGGGGAAGCAUAG
Molecule: messenger RNA, 1149 nt
Organism: Candida dubliniensis CD36
Lineage: Eukaryota; Fungi; Ascomycota; Pichiomycetes; Serinales; Debaryomycetaceae
Product: threonylcarbamoyladenylate synthase
Exons: 1
Coding region: 1-1149 (382 amino acids)
Biological process (GO): regulation of translational fidelity
Cellular component (GO): cytoplasm
Molecular function (GO): nucleotidyltransferase activity; double-stranded RNA binding; tRNA binding
Source: RefSeq, a predicted model, not a curated record